Messenger RNA from Chrysoperla carnea, 514 nucleotides. Its product is annotated as ejaculatory bulb-specific protein 3-like. Lineage: Eukaryota; Metazoa; Arthropoda; Insecta; Neuroptera; Chrysopidae. The coding region runs from base 76 to 456 and encodes 126 amino acids. The record is from RefSeq and is a predicted model, not a curated record. The transcript is spliced from 2 exons.
AUAAUUAUCAAAGUUAAUUUAACUAUUCAACUGUGACAAUCAUAAGUGUAAAACGCACACAAAAAUCAACCAAAAAUGAAAUUCGUAAUUGUACUUGUUGCUGUAACAAUCGCUUGUGUGUAUGCACGACCAGAUGGUGCCGCAUACCCAACGAAAUACGAUUCAAUUGAUGUAGCUGGAAUCUUGGAAAAUCCAAAAUUACGUGGUGUUUAUGAAAAAUGUAUCUCUGGUGAACAAACCGCAAAAUGCCCAAAAGAAGUUGAUGUUUUAAAAGAAUAUUUAACCGAUGCCAUUACAACAUGUUGUGAAAAAUGCUCACAAAAACAAAAAGAUGGUGCCCGUCAAGUAUUCAAAUACUACAAAGCAAACAACCCAGAAUUCUACAACCAACUUAAGUCUAAGCAUGAUCCAACUGGAGAAUUCGAAACCAAAUGUAAAUCAAUCUUAGAAGGUUAAGAAGUUUAAAUACAACAGACCAAAAAUUAUCCUAUUAAACAGUUCCAAAAAAUACAAA